Messenger RNA from Daphnia pulex (common water flea), 10187 nucleotides. RefSeq names its product calphotin-like. The record is from RefSeq and is a predicted model, not a curated record. The transcript is spliced from 7 exons. NCBI's taxonomy places the organism in Eukaryota, Metazoa, Arthropoda, Branchiopoda, Diplostraca, Daphniidae. The coding region runs from base 6017 to 9604 and encodes 1195 amino acids.
UGAUAGGUUUGGUUGCAUGCGCAUUGAUUGCGCAUUAUAGACAAAGCCGAAUUACCCGCAUCCUUGUGGGUUAUCGAACAACAGCCGAUUGUAAAGAGAAAAACAAAAAUGGUCUUUCUCUUUUUUGUUUUUUUUGGCGAGGAAAGAAAAGAGAAGAAACAGCACAGAGGAGAAAACAAACCCACAUCUGCAUCGUAUCUCCUGCCAUUUUCUCUGGCGAGAGUUACGACCGAAAUCAGUUUUCUCCCCAGUCCGGGUCACGCGCAUCAGUUGAAACUGGAACGAUUUGAAACAUUGGGCGUUCGCCUGUGAAACAUUUGAAAUUGUCGUGUCAAUGAAUGAAUGUCGUGCUGCGUUUCAAUCUUUUUUCGAGAAAAGAACAAUGGGCAAAACUCUAUGCAUUGAAAGUGAGCCAAAGAAGAACAAUUGAAACCUUGAAAAAAAAAACCCAAACAGAGAAAUGGUGUGCUUAUAGUGGCACCCGAUUGUUUCCUUUUCAAAGUGCAUAAUGACGAAACAAGUAGUAUACGACAGUGAACCCUUCCGCCUCGGUUCAUCGCUCAGAAUACAUUCUGUACAGGAAAAAGCAGAGCCGUCCGUGACCUUGUCACGUCACGUGGCCUACUUCUUCAGGCCAAGACAACGCAAGCUCUUUUGUUUUUAGUUACAGACCAAGCCAAGCGGAUCUCCGCUUUUUUUUUGUCUAAAGGAAAAUGCCACUCUUUAAAAAGCCACUUGGAAAUGUGCGCUAUUACUUCUGGACCUGGCAGCGAAAUUUUAGGUAAUGCCUAUGGUCAAAAGAACAUUAGACCUCCCGUCGGUUCUCGGGAUUCAACCAUUUGAAUGCAAAGGCUUUGCCAAGCCAAAGAAACUUUACAUAAAAUAAUCCAGUAAAAAAAAAGAGCUGCGAAUGAUACACAAGUCCGUUUGAUUAUUCAUGAACCGGUUGUUGCGUGAUGUUGUUUCGUCCCCUUCGCCAAGUGUCGCGGCUGGCCAUGAUUUACCUUAAAUAGUUACAUACGAGCGCGUACUUUAUUUGGUUAAAUAAUUGCGGUGUAUAAUAGACACGCCCGCUCCUUCAACUCUCCGCUGAAACUGAUUGGAAUAAGCCAGGUAACUCAAUCUGGAGUAAUCUAUUCAUAUCAGCUAUAAUCUGUUGACAUAUGAUCCGGCUGUGUGCCCUUUUAAGGGUUCGAACAGGAUUUGAGCACUUUAAACACUUCGUUUGCAUCAACGAUGGUGUCAACCUACUUUUUUUUUUUUACGAGCACCUCGUCAAUUUCAAACUCUCCUUGCCACUCUUGACACACUCUCCCGCGGUCGGUCGGUCGGUCGUUCGUUCGCUCCAUUCGUCUAUCUAUACGUGAGUCUCUCGAGAGUGCAACAGUCACGACAGGUUCAAAUGUCAUUCGUCACGUAAUGUGAGAAUUGCUGUUCCGCAGAGAGUGGCCUUGCCUAUUUUGGCUGGCUCAACAGGAAGACGAUGGAACAGGUGUCGUUAGGUAAUCAUCAAGCAGUUUGCUAGGUGGUCGUGAACAUGCAGCACAGGCAUUAUUACGACGGGAAGGACUAUAGACGAGCUUCGAGUUGAACGCGGGUAAAAGCUUUAAGAGGACGAGGAAACCGUCUCCUCACGAAAGUCAGAAAUGUCGGAGAAAACCAAACGACUGGAAAGCCGCCGCCGCACGGAACUAUUCAUCUUCUUUCCACGACGUUGGAACUGGGACGCGCACGUAUUAAAAUGGGUAUUAAAAAGAAGAAGAAGAAGAAGGGAGAAAAGUAAACGGGGAAAGGAAUUGACGCGGUACCGCCGGACAUGGCGAAGGUUCGUAUAAUUAAUAUCGUACUACACGUCGCCCGGGAAUUUCUCGUGAUGGGAUCCUCACGCGCCGAGCUGAUUCUUCAUCCUUCCAUUUCUCAUCAGAUUGGUGAAAGUCGAAAUGAUACUGCGUAGUACGUGACGCUUUGCUAAAAAUUUGCCGAUAAAUAAAAUGAUUGUUUAUUAGCCUUUUCUUUCUAUUUGACUUGGUUUCCCCUGCGGAUAUCGAACGCACAGGUGCGGCCGAUGGUAACGGCACCGUGUCGACACCGAUCUGUCGAUUCACUCUUUUGGAGAAUAAUUUAAAAAUAAAUUCGUGCGUGCUCCAAAGGGAGGAUCGCUGUCAGUUCCAGUCUGACAGGAAAAAAACAAAAAUUUGUUGUUCCAAGUGGGAGAUCUUCUACAAAGAGGAGAAGAAGAAAAACCGAAAUGUAUUAAGACGAAAUUUACAUCGGCGACGUUGAUGGUGGCAGCCCUGGGCAACACCGAAUGCAGGCCAAGGAUCUAACUCAACCGAGAAACGUUGCCGAGCGUGAUGGAUCACUAUGCACCGUCAUAAGUCUGAGCAUAUUUCAACCGAACGCGUUUGCCAGCAGAGCAUCACAAAACUGGUUUGCCGUGCAACGCAUAAGUCAUCAGUGACAGCAGCUACUCCGCAUGUUGUCACAACACUCAACAACACUUUCAAACCGUACUAUAUUUGCACAACAAAGAAGUUGGAUGAGAAAAUUUCCAUUCGCGCUUGAAUAACAAUGCGGGAGUGUUGGUGCGUUUCAGGCAACACGUACGCGGUAGGUAUACUGUACGACAAGAGCCAAGUGACCGGAAAUGUCUGACCGCAACUUGAGCAACUCUAUGGUAAAUAAACUAUUCAAGCGCGUCCAACGUCCUACACUCCGCAGUGCAGGUGAAAGUUGUCCUCGACUGCCUUCGGUUAAACCAAGAGGGAACAUGUGAACAAUUGGGAAUAAUCUGAAAGUGGUAUGUACAACAAAGCGGACAUCGCCUGUAGAGAUUUGAAGAGUUUAUCGGGCGUUAAAGAUUCGCGGCAAACUUUUCGAAAUCUAAUCACGAGAACGAGGUUAACUCGACUAUCGCCAGGGUAUUUAGGGCUGCUGCCGCUUUCUGAUUUCAUUCAAGAAUGCAGACGUUUCAUAGCCGGCUCGACAUGAUGACUCUUUGACUUAGUCAUCCUUAAACAAUUUUACGUCGCAUCAGCCUGUCUCUCCUUUUCUGUGUAGACUUUUUUCUUUUUUUUUUAAAGAAUCGUUUAAAGAGUUUCUCCGUCAACUAUUUUUGUGCUGUACACAAUAAUUUAAAGGAUAGAAAAAAAAAAUCAUCUUUAUACCGUAAAGGAAUGGGCGGAUGUCUCGACUCUCCGAGACCCGAGAGUUAUGAAAAACAUGCUGCCCCCAUGAAUAAUGAGUAUAAUAUUUGUGUUGUUUUUCUUUUACUUGCUUGUUUUAUUUUCUCUUACGCAUACAGUGCCUCGAGCAAUUAAGUAUGAAUGGAAUUUUCAUCUAGAGGGAGAUUUUUUAGAUUUUUUCACGCCCGAGGUUUUGAUUUUCUCACGAAUGGCACAUUCUUCUUAUUAUCUUUUCUUCAAUGGCUUCUUUCUUUUUUCUGUAACAGUGGGAGCAGGUUUCACUGGCAACGUAUACUUGUUGACAAACGUGGCAAGUUUCAUUUUCGUCUGCUAUUGUGGUCGGUCGGCAUUACCGAGUGUUAUUACGAAAUUCUACGAUAAAAAAAGCUACCAAUGUGAAGAUUGAGUCUACGCCAUUAUAAAAAUAAAUAGUGAACAUGUUUUCCUUUCGAUUUUUUAUUGCCUUGUGCCUUGUGUUAAUGAUGAUUGAAAACACAUUGUCAACGGGCGAAAACGCACAGCAAACGUCCAACGACGAUGUACAAAAGAAAGCGUUAGAAACUCAAAAUCAUGCCAACAAUUCCGGUACUUCCACGAUCCCCAUAGUUGGUAAAAAUGAAUCCCCAAACAAUCAAACAUGGAAUUAUGGAUCCAGCUUCAUUCCGAACAAGGAUGCCUUGAUCAGAAGCACAUACGUCUUUGGCGGUCUCUGCUUCUUGGCCAUUCUCUACUUUGUCUUUAGGACUUGCCGUUUAAGAAGAAGAAGGGGAAGUGGCAGAAGAACAGGCACUCGCAAGUAUCGUCCUCUCAAUUCAGGAGCUGGCAGCCAAGAAAUGGAGCCUCUUGGAGAUGGUGGUGAUGAUGACGAAGAUGAAGACACACUGUUUGACUCCCAGCCCUCCACUGUAACUCACCCACCUCCUUCUCUGGGUAUCUGAGUAGACCAUUAAUAGCCAUUUCCUUAACAGAUAUUCACAUUUAAACUUAUUUAAUUAUUUCCCCAUGUCUUAACACUUUACAGCAUUAUAAAGGUAUUUGUGUGCGUGUAAUUUUUUUGCUAACAGUAGGAUUCCACGUCAAACGUACGUUCAUAAGAACGCACCGCGGUCCACUCGUGCAUUCCUAUUCCAUGUAGCUCUUGUAAAAAGCAUUAUGAAAGAUAAAUUUUUUCUUUCGAUUAUUGUAGCAGCGUCGAAUAUAAAUUCUCUUUUUUUUUUCUUUUUGCAAAAUGUCAUUUACAUUUUUUAAAUGAUUAAAAAAGAAAAUGUUGUUAUUCGUGCGGAUCUUUUGGCUCAACCGUGCGGCGGGGAACACCGCUCGAGAUUUUCUCCCACCACGAGUCGAUAAAUUCAAAAGAACCUUAUUGAUAACCAGAGACUACUAGCAGGACAAAAACGGCAAAAAGCUUUCCAAGCCUGAAGCGUCCAAGGACUGAGAUAGCCUACUUUUUCUUCCCCCCUCCGUCUUCCUACUGCUUCCUAUCGCCGCGGCUUGUAAACGACCAGACGGAAAGGCAACGAUGCGCGUCAAUUGGAAAGCGUGACUGGUGGCUAACUUCUUUUGGUCGGCGGAGCAACGUGGAAUACAAUAAUAUAGCUGACGGGCCGCGGGGAUGGAUGUCAGUAGGUUACGCACUCAAAGGCUUCUGGCUGCUUCAUCUGACUAUGAGAUGCCCUUCUUCCUCUCCAUCCAUCCAGCGGGUCGCUUUUUUAUUUUAUUUUAUUUUAUUUUAUCUGGACUCACACAGGGCCCUGUGCCAGCUAGGUUAGGUCAACGCUCAGGUAUGGCCGUCUGAGAGAGGAAAGAGCCCAUGCUGUUGUGUUGUGUGUACAACCGAGCGCGCGUUGCCGGGAGCGAGAAGAGCCCACCCAUUGCCUGUUAAAGAGAUGAUGACUGUGCCGGAGCUGCUUGCCGACCGUGGAUGAUGGGAGGAUAAAAAAGAUCCAAUUGUGUUGCAAGCGUUUAGAACGAAAAAUGGUGUUUCCUUCUCUUUGGCCGGCCGGAUGGUCCGCCGGGAACGGGUCAGUGGACACUCGGCUAUAUUUUGGUUGCGCCGCAAUGGCCAGCAAGAAGGUGGAGCUGAAUGUCCCCCUUCCAUCUUAAUCGGUCGCCCAGCGUGCCUACCUGCCUCGUGUGUGCGUGUACACACACACACACUGUACAGGUGCAUCUAGGAAAAAAUCUAGGACGUUGUUACCUGCUGCCCUAUUGCCUGCGUACCUUACCUUUGCCUUUUGUCUUCUUCUUCUUCCUCUUCUUUCGGAGAGGAGGAGGAACGAGAGGGUGGUAACCUGAAGCGCUCGUCUCUCUCUCUCCACCCACUCGACUCGUUCCGUGUGUCAUCGACGUCGGCCUUGUCUGACCGAGUUUUUUCUCUCUCAAACCGACUCCCUCAACCAACUCCACCACCUCCUCUUAGCCACAAGCACCGGCACACCCGCAUGGGAAAAAAGGAAAAAGAAAACUCCCGCCUCUUGUCUUGCUUCAUCCAGCUAAAGCUCUGCUGCUUUGGCUCUGCAACAGGCCGAAUUAAACCCGGACGGAGUGGAACCUAACGUCGGCAGUCUUCCUUCAACUCUUCGAGAGCUCAAGUACCUACCUCGUCGGCUCCUGCGGAAUUUGUCACCACUCGAACCUCUCAUCUCAUCCGCGAUUUUAUCCCCGAGAGCCCAAAGUGGUUGUUUUUUAAAAACGAGUGCUGCUGUCACACUUCGCUUUUCUAUUCCGUUCAAGUGAUCAGUGCGACUCCUUCUGCUCCGUGUUAGCCGCCUUAACCUCCAGGUUAGUUUCUGCUCGGUGGACCCAAUUGGUCCAGAGACCAGACGGCAAACAUGCUGGCCCCACAAAGUUGUUUGACGGUGAUGGCCGUCUUGAUGGGAGCAGUUCCGCUUCACUUGGCUUUCCCAUCUGGCCAAACUUGGUUCAUUCAUCACUCGGGUCAGGUAGCCCGGCCGGUUAUGAUCAAUUCCAGUCCCGUCUCCGACGAGUUCCCCAUUCCGCGCUUCGCACUGCCAGAACAAACAGCCUCGCGGCGCCAAGACGGGCCUUUCCAAGCAUCGGGUUCCAACAACCUUCAGAAUGAACCUCCAGUGCACGUGAAACCGGGAGACAAGGUGUCGUUGAUCGUGCGUAACCAAAACCCACUGGAAGCCCAAAAGUUCGUCGACGUCGGGGCGCUGCUUAUGGACUUGCAGAGGAUGCCACCAGCUUCGGAUGGAUCGUAUCACGUCUUCCUCGCGCCACCCAACUACCCCCAACCGACUGGAGGCCAAAAGUUUGACGUGACCUACGUCGGUGCCCCGCAGCGGGAGCAGCAGACGGUGUCAGACCCACGCAAUCCGCACCCACCUCUUUUCGUGGCCCCGCUCGAUUACAGCGUUCCGCAAGGCUACGGACGUGUGCAAAUUCCCAUCCAAAACGUCAAGUUUGCCCUCAACUCACCAUUCCAGCAGGUUCAGCAACAGCCGGCACAGUUCCAGCAACCCCAACAACAGUUUAGACAACCCCAGCCGCAGUUCCAGCCAACGCAGCAGCAGCCAAUACAGCCUGUACAGUUUCAGCAACCUCAGCCGGUGCAGUUCCAGCAACCGCAGGUUGUGCAAUUCCAGCCUCCUCAACUUCAGCCGGUGCAAUUCCAGACACCUCAACCGCCUCAGUUCCAGACACCUCAACCAGUGCAGUUCCAGCCACAAUUCCAGCCCUCUCAGCCACAAUUCCAGCCCUCUCAGCCGCAAUUCCAGCCUCCUCAACCACAGUUCCAGCCCAUUCCAGCGCAACAACCGCAAUUCCAACCGCAAUUCCAGAAACAAACUGUCGUUUCCGAAUUCCAACGGCCACAGUUCCAACAGCCUCCUCCUCCUUCCAGCUUUGAGCAAUCUCUAUCCGAUAUCCGGCUCCAAACUGGAUUCGUUCCGUUCCAAACAUUGGAAGAAACCAGUACAUCUCCUCCAGUAACUCAACCGGCUCCUCCACCUCCCCCACCAACUCAACCAGCUCCUCCACCAGCUCCCAAGGAGCCGCUCGUCUUGGCCGCCGAGUCACCGGAAUUUUUGGAACUCAUUAAACCCCGCCCAGCUCCAAUAGUUGUCGAAGUCGUUGAGAAUGCCCCAGUGUCCGAAAUUCCUCAGCCAGCGACCCAGUCCCCAGUUGUCGUUCCACCUGAAGAGAAAGUAGCACCGGUCAUUGAAUUGAAACCGGUCUCAUCACCGGCUAUUAUUCCGGCUUCUUUCGAAUCGGCGCCCGAGGUUCCCGCUAAUACAGUCACAUUAAUUCCACCACCACAGGAAGACGCUCCCCUGCCGGCCCCCACUCCCGCGUUCGAGCAGACAAUUCCGGCCGCCACUCCCAUUCCGGCUCCGGAAAUUUCAGGAGUCACUGAAACCACCCAAACUCGUCCGCUGAAGAAACGACCAAUUAAUCGAAUUCCUUUGGAAGGCGGAGUUCCCCAAUGGCCGGAUUUCCAGGCAGUCCGUCAGCGUCAGCAACUGCAGCGUCAGCAAAACCGAAAGAAGAUUACUCCGUCUUCCGGCAACAACUUCGAACCCAUUCUGAGCCAAACUCAACCCGAUGCGCCGGUAGAUCCAACCUCUUUCGGCCAGAAGAUUCGCAACAAAGUCAAGACCAAUUCCUUGGUCUCGCCGCCGCUUCCGGUUCCGGUUGAACCGCAAGUCGUCGUACAACAACCAAAGGCUCAAUCGUUCAUUGUCGAACCGGCCGCUGUGGAACAAACACAACACGACUCGUUUGAUCUUGACCCUCCAGUCGUCGAACGUGACGAAUCGUUCCAGACACUCGAGUCACAAAACGCCGCUUCCGGCAACCAACGCGGACGCAUUCGUUUCAACAGGCCCAAUAGCUUGAACGUCAUUCCGGCUGAAGCUUCGACCGCUCCACCAGUCCGUCACACCGUCAGCACUCUGGUCGGUGGAAGAGGCCGCAUACGAAUCAAUUCCAACAGUUUCACCACCCCUACGCCCACGACUGCCGGACCGACUGUAGCUGCCACGGAAGCAUCGACGGCGGCUCCUACAACUGUUCAGACGGCAGCGCCAACAGUCGCAGCUACGACAACGCCAACAGUCGCAGCCACGACAGCAUCCACAACGCCGGAAUCAACGACUGUUGCAGCAACAGUUCCCACGGUCGCCCCGACAGCUUCUCGACUUGUUGAUCCGGUGGUCACCGAGGGACCCGCUCUCGAAGAGGAAAUCAUUAGAGGAGACAGUCCUAUUGUACUAGUCGAGGAAACUGUUCCAGUCGCCGAGGAAGAAGAAGACGUUCCUCUAGAAGAAGAAGAGGAAGAAGAACAAGCGGUUUUGGAAGAUGAGAAGUCCGUCGAACCGGCCGAGAAACCUUGGUCUCCCUACGAGGCCAUCCAGCGUCAAAGAGAGACGACUGUUGAACCAGAGGCGGCCAGUCAGGUCGUUUCCAGCAAUGAUCAGCCACUCCGCAUCCGCGGGAAAACCACUUUCUCCUCCUCGAGGAUCCCUCUUCCACCUGUCAGGCCGGAAGUUGGAAAUCGACCGGUCGUUCUCCGACCUGCAGCUUCCAUUAGGCGACCAUUGCCACCCACCAUCCGCAUUACAAAGCCCGUCUUCGAUAUCCAAGGGCAAGAAAAUAUUCGCUCGCAGGAGGAUUUCAUUGCCCCACAAUCACUGGAAUUCGGCAUCCGCGAUGGAGUUGAAUCGAAACCUAUUUUGAUCAAUAAUUCGCCAGCCCAAUUCUUGCUUCCGGUUGGUCGACGUGUCCCUGAAACGCGACCUGGAAUUCAGAACAUCCGGAUCGGUCGCCCGACCACACAGGCCCCGACGACAACUACCACCACCACCACCACCGAGGCUCCCGUCGAAGAAGAACCAGUUGAUGCCUUCCAGCAGGAAGCCGACGAAUUAGUGACGGACGAACCCCUUGCCAACGACCAAUUAUUGCCAGAAGAAGGAGAAGAAGAAGGCGAAGGAGAACUAGUGGAAGAAGAAGUCGAAGAGGAGAUCCUUACGGAUGAAAUCGAAGGAGAAGAGAACGAAGAGUUUGUCGAAACUGUCGAUGAAACCGAGCCCGUCGUGUCUUCAACUGCGGCUCCUACUGUCACGACGGCCGAGGCGUUUUCAGAAUUUGUCGACGAACAGGAGGAAGUUGAAGUGGACCCAGUCGUCGUGGAGGAUACCAACAAAUCGGCGGAGCCCAUCACGACCACGACAGAGGCGCCAGUGGUCAUCGAGGAGUCAAUCGUUCCGGCGGAAGAGGAAGUCGAAGAAGAAGGCGCCAUUGAAUUGGCCGCAGAUAACCACGUUGACGAUCAGUCGAACCCGAGCGAAUCGUCCGAUGACGAACGCCAAGUGCUGGGCGUUUCCACGGCAACUGAAGUAUCUCUCAUGUACGAGCUCUGCUACAGAGGCCGCUGCGUCCGCGUUCAUGAAUAAGAAAUGACGCCGCCCUGCCACCAGCGUUGCAGUCGAAUGUCUGUGUGUGUUUUCUGAAAUAUUUUAUGAAGUAACUUGAUUGUCAAUUUACGUGUCCCCCCCUCCACCCAAGUCCAGUACUGCUCAACAAUUCCCGUUGGCACGGUAUAAUCGCAAUGUAAAAACAAACAAAAAAACAAAUUUAAAAAAAAAGACGAAGAAUUAUCGAACGUACGCAAUCGGAAUGAGAUAUCAGCAGCUUGCGCACGGCUGGCCCGUUGGAUGAGGCGGAAUUAAUAAUUGUCAUGUUCACGCUAGUUAUAUGAAAACGACUUUAAAUAGCCUCCCCGUAUACAGAUGAAGGUGACAAAAUUCCAAAAUAAGAUACCAUGUGUGCAUGACAAGUGUGAAUGUGUGAACUAUUUAUUCCCCCAUGUAAUCACUUUUAUUGUUAAACUUUAUCACAAGCAAAAUAACUUUUCUUCACCAUUUUUUCCGGUUUUAUUUUUCACACAGAUAUUUUUUACUAAUCGAUGUUCGUUUCCUUAUACAUUUCUCGAUUGUAUUCAGGAAGUAAUUACACAUACAAAUUUUACCGCUUAAA